UUUCCCCCUUUGUAGUACUCCCUUAGCAUGCUCUUGCUCCGAAUAUCCUCAUGAGUUUUCUCAAAUCACAGAUUCUGGUUUUUUUAACUAGUCUAUUGUUAGUGUCCCCAUUCUCUGUGUGCACGGUUUCUCCAGACAGAAGUUCGAUAAUUCCACUGAUUUAAUCUCGAUCGAAUCCCUUCAAAAUUGCAGUUAUUAGUCGAGAGUCCCAGCACUAUCUUGUCCUGUUUCUUUUAGUGGACACAGUGUACAUCGUGGAUCCUCAAUUUCUUCAGCGUUUGAUUUCGUGAAAAAUUUAGAUAAACCAUAUUGGUGAGAUUUAAAGUUCCUGUCUCUUUGAGCUUCUAAAAAGUGCAGAAGCUCGCUACAGCUAAUCGUCAUACCAAAAUCUAAAUUUAGAUAAAUUUGUGCGAGUUCUUGCCGGAACCUUUCGUUUUGUCUGGUUAACAACCGGGAAAUGGAGCGAUCGAGCCUAAAUUCAUCAGAUUCAAUCACUCAGGGAAACCAUGCAUCAAAUUGUUUGAAAAAAAUUAAAAGGAAAAGUAAAACCCAAAACCUAUUUUAUCUGGUUGCGACUGGAACAGAUGUGAUUUAGAUACUAAAUAGGUCAAGGUAGAAGAGGGUGCUGUCUUGACCCUUAGAUAAUCACACUGGAUUUGAAGAGCCACUGCAAAUCUGGGCAGCAGCCACUUUGGAAUGACAAUUAGCUGUAGUUCUGGGUUCGUGUACUAGGUCGUAGCAUUGGUUUGUGGCGCUAGAGAAGCUGGUGUAGAUUUUAAAGGGCAAUGAAAAUGUUGCUCCAGCUGCGUCCUCAUCCCUUGCUUUUUUAAAGCAUAUCCAUCUUGAUGUAACAAAGAGAGACCCACCAGUUCGGACGAAUUCAAUGGGGGCAAAUCUUCGACCAAGAAUGAAUUUGAUUGCCGCUUGGAAGGGAAUUUUUCAAUACGUCAUUCACGAAUUAAGUAAAGGAGGUUGGAUAAUGCCAAAUCAGCGGAGUAAUAAUCAGUGAUGGGCUGCUGGAAGGUGAUGGAUUUGAGGUUACGCUCGUGGUUGCCAUGGAUAGUCAUGUUCGCGGCAGGGGUUAUAGCCUACACCUACUACCAGUUUCUGAAUCCACAAAACUGUGCGGGGUUUUACGUCUGCAGGCUUGCUGUAGAGAAAGCCAGCUUCCCACCUGUCGAAUCCACAACAGAACCGAUGACACCAUCGCUAGAUCAGUUCAAGCCGCUCUACAACGACACUCGUCGGAUUGCGGUCUGCAUAGUUGGUGGAGCCCGGAUGUUCGAAAUCACUGGACCCAGUCUACGAAAGCACCUCUUGGACGUUUUUAACAACACUGAUGUCUUUCUACAUUCCCCUUUAGAUGCAGAUAGCCACAAACUCACCCUUCUCGCUGGUCGCAACCUCCGCGUAGCCAAGAUCUUCGUUCCACAAACUCUACCCGAGACGAAAAUCAUACAAGAAGUAAUCACAUCAUGGGGAUCCCCACGUGGGAUGCAGGGACUCCUCCAGUACUUCAAUCUCGUGGAAGGCUGUUACGGAAUGGUGAAGAAGUACGAGGUUCAACGAAAUUUCACGUAUGACUGGAUCAUCCGCGCGCGCGCGGACGGGUACUGGAGCGCUCCAGUACCCGACAUUUCGCAGCUGGAUCCGAACUACUACUACGUCGCGGCGGGGAGCAUGUUCCACGGACUCAACGACCGUUUCGGAAUGGGCUCCUCGCACACCAGCCGCGCCGCGAACACGCGGUUGACCCUGCUGCCGGUGAUGCACAUGCGCGGCCUGCGCGGCCUGAACUCCGAAUCCGCCUACAAGGCCCAGCUUACAGUCUCCGGAGUGCUAUUCAAGCCCAUCCAGGUUCCGUUUUGCAUCGUAACGCUGCGGACGCCGCGGUGCCCGCCCCUACCGCGGGGAUUGCUCCUCCUGUCCAUGGCCUCGGAGGGCCCCAUGAGUGGGGCCUAUUGCCGCCCCUGUGACGCCGAGGUCAAUGCGACGGCGUCAGCGGCAAUCGUUACCGCCCGUGAGCGGGACUGGGACUGGCCCGGCAUCGAAGGGGAGCGGGUCACCGUGUGUGACGGAAUCAAGCCUUGGGCCCCGACUUGGCGACGGAUCGCGGACGAAGUUUACAAACGAAACUUGGGACUGGACGAGGAAAUUCGGGAUUUUCAGUCGAGGUCGCGGGAAGAGUGUAUUGAGGAGAUGGAAGCAUUCCAAAGGUUAUGGGAUAUUUGGGAUUCCCUUUCUCCGGAAAUAAUUUGCAACUCUGCUUUCCCUUUGAAGGGUUGGUAACAACUCCUGCAUUAGUGAUCACCUUGUAUCACCUUGUUUAUGUAAUUAUGCUUAAUUUUUUAUUUUUAAAAUUUUUUCCUUUUAUUUA
Molecule: messenger RNA, 2377 nt
Organism: Physcomitrium patens
Lineage: Eukaryota; Viridiplantae; Streptophyta; Bryopsida; Funariales; Funariaceae
Source: RefSeq, a predicted model, not a curated record